Molecule: messenger RNA, 1728 nt
Organism: Morus notabilis
Lineage: Eukaryota; Viridiplantae; Streptophyta; Magnoliopsida; Rosales; Moraceae
Exons: 7
Coding region: 223-1650 (475 amino acids)
Molecular function (GO): glycosyltransferase activity
Source: RefSeq, a predicted model, not a curated record
CAAUCCAACAGUGUCUCACUAACGGUCGGUGAAACUCGAAUGCAUAGAUAUCUUCUGUAAAAACGUAUCCUGUGUCGAGGAGGCAGGAGGCCGAGAUUGGAUCUCCGACGCCCUCGUUGCCGUUGCAGAUCCGAGAGGAGAAAACCUAGCAAUGCCAAAAUCACUUCUUAGAUUUCGAAAAGCUAAGUAGAAGAAGACGACGAAGAAGAAGAAGUUGGAAGAAUGGCUAAGCAAAGUAGUGCUUGGGUGGGGAUGCAGAAGAAUAGGUGGGCGUUGGUGGUUUUGGCGCUGUUUUCACUUUCGACGGCGAUGGUGUUCUUCAUGAGAACUGCUUUCGAUUCGUGUAGCGCCGGUGCCGGCAAUGACUUCGGAGAAGGAAAAGGGAGAGAGGUUGAGGCUAGCUCUGUCGGUCGAGUGCGGAGUGAGGAGCCGAAUCCUCUGGGGUUUAUGAAAUCCAAGCUUGUUCUCUUGGUUUCUCACGAGCUUUCUCUCUCUGGAGGGCCAUUGUUGCUAAUGGAACUGGCGUUUCUGUUGAGAGGAGUUGGUUCGGAGGUUGUUUGGAUUACAAACCAGAAACCGGCGGAAUCUGACGAGGUGAUUCACAGUCUGGAGCGUAAGAUGCUCGAUCGAGGAGUACAGGUAUUCUCUGCAAAGGGUCAAAAGGCUAUAGAUACAGCUCUUAAAGCGGAUUUAGUUGUUCUUAAUACUGCGGUUGCUGGGAAAUGGCUUGAUGGUGUUUUGAAGGAAAAUGUUCCUCACGUUCUUCCAAAGGUUUUGUGGUGGAUUCAUGAAAUGCGGGGACAUUAUUUCAACGUGGAGUAUGUUAAGCACCUCCCUUUUGUUGCAGGUGCUAUGAUUGAUUCUCAUGCAACUGCUCAAUACUGGAAAAACAGGACCCAGGAACGAUUAGGGAUUUCAAUGCCUAAAACCUAUGUUGUACACCUGGGGAAUAGCAAAGAACUUAUGGAAGUUGCUGAAGAUAGUGUAUCCAGAAGGGUUCUCCGAGAGCAUAUCCGGGAGUCCCUUGGAGUGCGGAGUGACGAUCUACUCUUUGCCAUCAUAAAUAGUGUUUCACGUGGAAAAGGACAGGAUCUAUUUCUCCGUGCCUUCCAUGAAAGUCUGCAAGUCAUCCAAGAAAAGAAAUUGCAGGUUCCAUCUAUGCACGCUGUGGUGGUGGGAAGCGACAUGAAUGUUCAGACAAAGUUUGAAACAGAGCUGCGUAAAUUUGUAUUAGAGAAGAAAAUUCAGGAUAGAGUUCAUUUUGUGAAUAAAACCCUGACUGUAGCUCCUUAUCUGGCGGCCAUUGAUGUUCUUGUUCAGAACUCUCAGGCCCGGGGAGAGUGUUUUGGAAGAAUAACUAUUGAAGCAAUGGGUUUUCAGCUACCUGUAUUGGGGACAGCAGCUGGAGGAACCAUGGAGAUUGUAUUAAAUGGCACGACGGGCUUCUUACAUCCCGUCGGUAAAGAAAGCGUGACACCACUUGCCAAUAACAUAGUGAAAUUGGCUACGCAUGUCGAGAGAAGGAUGACAAUGGGCAAACAAGGAUAUGAGAGGGUAAAGGAGAGGUUUUUGGAACACCACAUGGCUCAUAGAAUUGCUUUGGUUUUGAAAGAAGUUUUGGCCAGGGCAAAGAGCAGCAACAAUUCUUAACUCUCAGCCGCACUUCACAACGGAUGGUAUGUGAGAAGGCAGUUCAAAGCCUAAUUUUUUUUUUUUUUUUUUUUUUUU